AUGAAGGCUCCCAGGAGCAAAAAGGACCUGAUGAAGCUUACUGGGUGCAUGGUCGCCUUGAGUAGGUUCAUAAGCCGACUCGGCGACAAAGGCCUACCCUUCUUCAAACUUCUCCGGAUGUCCGACAAGUUCGAGUGGAACGAUGAUGCUUCUAAAACAUUGCAGGAGCUCAAGGAUUUCCUCACCACGCCACCUGUCCUAACAGCACCAGAAGAUAGGGAAGUCCUCCUCUACAUCGCCGCCACCACCAAUGUGGUGAGCACAGUCCUGGUCGUCGAACGAGAUAAGCCGGGUCUUGUCAACAAGGUGCAGCGGCCAGUUUACUUCAUCAGUGAAGUACUCGGUGAGUCUAAAGUGCGCUACCCCCAGGUGCAGAAGCUGUUGUACGCCAUCCUCAUCACGUCAAGAAAGCUUCGGCACUACUUCCAGGCUCACAAGAUCAAGGUGGCCUCCUCCUAUCCACUCGGUGACAUCCUACACAACCGAGAUGCCAACGGCCGAGUCAUCAAAUGGUCAGUAGAACUCGGCGCCUUCACAAUUGAGUUUACGCCACGCUCUAUGAUCAAAUCUCAGGCCCUGUUAUUUUUCAAGGCUACCAACAAUGCUGUCGAGUACGAGGCCCUCAUUCACGGUCUCCGGAUCGCUGUCACACUUGACAUUAAGCGAUUGUUGGCUUAUGGUAACUCCAAAGUCAUCAUACAACAAGUCAACAAAAACUGGGAGUGCACCAAGGAGAAGAUGGACGUCUACUGCAGGGAAAUCAGGAAGCUUGAAGCCAAAUUCUACGGCCUCGAGUUCCACCACAUCCCUAGGGACGACAACGUCAUGGCAGACGUCCUGUCCAAGCUCGGAUCCAAGCGAGCCCUUGUGCCAGCAGGCGACUACUACCAAGAAAGCUACAUCGAUGUCUACUACGCCUCCGUGGUGCAUCCCAGGUGCAAUGGCCAAGUCGAAAGGGCCAAUGGCUUGAUCCUCCAGGGGCUCAAGGCCAGAAUUUUUGAUCCGAUCGAAAAAUACGAUGCAAAGUGGCUCCAAGGACUACCCAGAGUAGUCUGGGGAUUCCGCACGCAGAAAAGCCGGGCUACCGGCUACUCGCCAUUCUUUAUGGUGUACGGUUUUGAAGCAGUCUUGCCAUCGGACAUAGCUUUUGGUGCUCUGCGCAUCCAGAACUAUGAUGAAAACGAAGCCGAGUCGACCCAGCGCACCGACAUCGACUCGACAGAGGAGCACUGCCUGACGGCCUCCCUACAACACGCAAGAUAUGAACAGCAGCUCCGGCGCUACCAUGAUCGCAACGUUCAAGAGCGAGACUUCAACAUCGGCAACUUGGUUCUACGACGAAUCUAG
Molecule: messenger RNA, 1347 nt
Organism: Panicum virgatum (switchgrass)
Lineage: Eukaryota; Viridiplantae; Streptophyta; Magnoliopsida; Poales; Poaceae
Exons: 3
Coding region: 1-1347 (448 amino acids)
Molecular function (GO): RNA-DNA hybrid ribonuclease activity; nucleic acid binding
Source: RefSeq, a predicted model, not a curated record